AUGGACCUCCUAGGAAGCUUAUGGACGCGCUACCAUGCGGUAGAUGGGUCCAAACCCCCCGUGUCGGUGCCUUUUUUAGCCACUGAGAGCGCCGCCAAGGUGACAAGGGCACCAGGUUCCCCGUCCUCUGCUCCAUCAGACUAUUGCGGCGGAGCCCGGCCGCACCGUUGCUCACCUGCUUUUUCGGGGGCAGACCCGUCCCCACGACGUCAACCGGCGUAG
Molecule: messenger RNA, 222 nt
Organism: Penicillium lagena
Lineage: Eukaryota; Fungi; Ascomycota; Eurotiomycetes; Eurotiales; Aspergillaceae
Exons: 1
Coding region: 1-222 (73 amino acids)
Source: RefSeq, a predicted model, not a curated record